This is a messenger RNA of Theobroma cacao (cacao), 1029 nucleotides long. NCBI's taxonomy places the organism in Eukaryota, Viridiplantae, Streptophyta, Magnoliopsida, Malvales, Malvaceae. The record is from RefSeq and is a predicted model, not a curated record.
AUGGAGUUUGUUGACACUCCCUUACACAUAGCUGCAGCCGCAGGGCACACCGAUUUUGUGAUGGAGAUGAUGAACUUAAAGCCAUCGUUUGCUAAGAAGUUGAACCAACGUGGUUUUAGCUCCCUUCACCUGGCCUUGCAUAACGGGCAUAAAGAGAUGGUGCUUCGUCUCCUGGAAAUGGAAAAAGAUCUUGUUCGUGUGAAAGGGAAGGAGGGCUACACUCCUUUGCAUUAUGUAAUCAAAGAAGGAAACAUUGAUCUUUUGGCCAAAUUUUUGGAGGAUUGUCCUAAGUGUAUCUUUGAUGUGACAAUUCAAAACCAGACUGCUUUCCACACUGCAGUGGAAAACAAUAGAGUAGAUGCUCUCCAUACCUUAUGCCGGAUGCUUGAGAAGACUGACUAUUGUGAGGACGUGGUGAACUGGAAAGACAGGGAUGGCAACACUGCCAUGCACAGAGCUGCGGCCAAUAAUCAUCCCCAGAUGCUGAAACUGCUAUUAGAAUGCAAGGCUGAUAAAAAUGUGACCAAUCAGGCUGGUUUAACGGCUCUGGAUAUUACACUGGCUAAAGUUAACAACGGAGAGAGCAUUAAUAUACUGCGUGUUUGCUCAUUUCCUGGAGUUUCAACUUUAGGUAAAUUGUGGCAAGCAAUUGUCAAUAUUUUAACAGAGGAAUCAGCGGAAUUAUUUCAGGAUAUGGAUAGCAUAUCAAGCGAGGACCGCAACGCUUUACUAGUAAUGUUAGGACUGCUAUUAACAGCCACCUACCAAGCCAUUCUUAGCCCGCCUGGUGAAGUUUUGCGAGGUGAAGGUUCCGAUACUCCUGUUUGGCAGGUUGGAGCUCCAACCUCCACUCUCAUUCCUAGAAAUCUGGUGGGAAAAUCAGUCUUGGGUCCAAUUGAAUUUCUUGUUUUCUAUGUUACAAUCUGUGCAGUCUUUAUAGGGGCGUUUUUCCUAACCCUGGGCCUCCUUAAACCUUUUCCCCGAGAUUUCAGGGCUGCUCUACAGUGCUUCCCGGGUAUCGAAAAUUAG